Daucus carota subsp. sativus is the source of this 735-nucleotide messenger RNA. RefSeq names its product RING-H2 finger protein ATL2. The record is from RefSeq and is a predicted model, not a curated record. Bases 1 to 735 code for a protein of 244 amino acids. NCBI's taxonomy places the organism in Eukaryota, Viridiplantae, Streptophyta, Magnoliopsida, Apiales, Apiaceae. The transcript has a single exon.
AUGGAUGACAAAUACACUCCGCACGUAAAUAUCGAAAAAUCGAGCACCCAUCUCACGAACUAUGCUUAUAGUAGCAAGGUCAUGUUAAUCUCCGUCAUUGUACUCUUCGUUUUCUCCGUCACCUUCGCUAUUUUUCACCUCUACUCUCGCUUCGUUCUCCUCCGCCGCUCUCGUAAUCUAAUCCGUCUUCGUCAUCAUCGCACUUCAUUUACCGAUGAUUCGCCGCUCUCUUCUACCGAAAAGGGGCUCGCGCCGUCCAUUUUAAAUUCGCUUUCGACGUUUGUUUUUGUCAACAAGGAUAAUAACGCAUCGCUUGACUGCGCGGUCUGUUUGUCCGAGUUUGAGAAAAAUGAAACGGGUCGGAUCUUGCCCCGGUGUAACCACGGGUUUCAUUUGGAGUGUAUUGACAUGUGGUUUUUGUCGAAUUCGACUUGCCCGUUGUGUAGAGCUCCGGUUCAGUUGUGUCCGGUUUCGGAGCCGGGUCGUAACCGGGUUGAUGUGGUUAUUGAUAUCGAUCGGGUGGGUCCUGACCCGGUUCGGUCCGGUUUGAGCUCAAACCACAGCUGUAAUAGAAUGGUUUAUUCCUCAUCGUCUUCUUCUUUGCCGCAAUUGCUGAAUUGUGCAAGUGUGAAUAGGGGUACUGGGCUGGAUGUAAGGGUCGGGUCGGAUUCUAGAAUAGGGUCUAAACCGAUGGGUCAACCUGCAAGGUCCUUGACCAGGCUCAUGAGCAUUUAA